Molecule: messenger RNA, 1262 nt
Organism: Cyprinodon tularosa
Lineage: Eukaryota; Metazoa; Chordata; Actinopteri; Cyprinodontiformes; Cyprinodontidae
Exons: 7
Coding region: 1-1029 (342 amino acids)
Source: RefSeq, a predicted model, not a curated record
AUGGAGCUUUAUCUACAGCCUCUCAACGUGCUCCAAAAGACUGUCUGGGUCUUUCCAGAUGAAACCCAACUCAGCCCCCAAGAAAUCACAUUUGUGGUCUACUACCUUGAGGCCCUGAUCACAUUGAAACACCUGCAGAGGGUUGGUGUGGUCAAGCACAUGACGGUUGAGGAGUGGAUCAAAAGAAGAAAGACAGAUGACGGACAUACUGUGGUUGGAGUGAUGGAGCACAAGACAGCUGCUCAGCAAGUGGCCAUGUUUGCUUUGGAUCAGGAGGAGGAAAUGUGGUGUGAUACCUACUACACGCGCAUCCGACCACAGAUUUUUAGGUCCAAGAGGUGUGUGGCGGACCAGGAUCGUGGCAGGUUUUUCCUCUCUUUGAAAGGGACCCCAAUCUACAACCCGUCAAAUGAUAUCCGGAGACUCCAUGAAAAAUACGAACUAGAACCUGUCACCAACCAAGAGGCCCGUAGGGUCUACGAGACUGCGAUGAAGACAAAGACCGACUCUGAAAGGAACUUGGUUGCAGACUACCUCACGCACUCAAACAUCACAGCUGAGAGGCACUACCGGAUGAAGCUCCCUGAAAACAUUGUGCGUGGCCGGCACCUUAUUGAUUUUGCUGCAGGUGAUUCCAGCAGUCAGCCUGACACAAGACCCAAAGGGACAUCACCUAAACACAGUUCCAUAGAGAGCGCCUACAAAAGAAUGAUAGCUGAAUAUCCUGUGACGCUAGAUGGAAAGGCCCCUUCCAUGGAUGUACGGGUGGCCUUCUCUGACAAAUUCCAGAGGAAGCUGUAUGAGAGAUGGCUGAAAGCUCAAAUGAAGUUACGAGAACAACAUGUGCUCGAACACUUCAGUCGACGUCUGCCCAGUGAAGCUCGUGUAGAAUCAUGGAUCAAGACAAGAGGCAGGAAAAUCAACGUGCCAAGUGUCUCAGCAGUUCUUGAGAAAUGGCAGCCAUCAGGAAAUGUGGAGGAUGCUAUUUCUGCACCUUCAGUCAAAAAGUGUGUGAAAUCACAAAAGUGAAAAGGCCUGCUCAUCACAGACAUUGAGGGAAAGAGCAAGGGUGUUGUCACCACCAGAGACUUUAAGAGCGGGGAAGUGGUCUGUGACUACCAUGGGAGGGUCGUCAGCGGCGAGGAGGGAAAGCGCAUCCAUAAAGAAACUUCCCCCCGAAGAGACAGGCUACAUGUUUUUCUACAAGAACAAGGGAAAUGAGUUUUGCAUUGAUGCGCACCAAAGACACUGACUGUCACCCA